AUGGGUAAAGCGCCCAGAAAACGUUCGUCGUCGUCUGCAUCGCAUGGGAAGAAACAAAAUAUCGCGAAGCAAGCCGUAAAGAAGAAGCAGAAGCAAGUUUCUAAAGACUGGACGGCAAGGACUAGGGAGGCACUUGAUAACGAUGCGCAUACCAUAUACACGCUAAAUGCCCAAGCCCAAGGCCGGCCACAGCCGUCUAAUCUACCAGAGGCUAGCGAUGCAGUUCAAGGCUUGACCGAGACAAUCAGACAUCUAUGA
Messenger RNA from Serpula lacrymans var. lacrymans S7.9, 258 nucleotides. RefSeq lists its product as uncharacterized. The record is from RefSeq and is a predicted model, not a curated record. NCBI's taxonomy places the organism in Eukaryota, Fungi, Basidiomycota, Agaricomycetes, Boletales, Serpulaceae. The coding region runs from base 1 to 258 and encodes 85 amino acids. The transcript is spliced from 2 exons.